This is a messenger RNA of Astyanax mexicanus (Mexican tetra), 1143 nucleotides long. RefSeq names its product polyamine-modulated factor 1 (gene pmf1). Bases 91 to 750 code for a protein of 219 amino acids. Gene Ontology annotation, biological process: chromosome segregation. NCBI's taxonomy places the organism in Eukaryota, Metazoa, Chordata, Actinopteri, Characiformes, Acestrorhamphidae. The transcript has 5 exons. The record is from RefSeq and is a predicted model, not a curated record. Gene Ontology annotation, cellular component: MIS12/MIND type complex.
UGGAAAGGACGGCCUGAACCAAUAGAGGCUCCGUAGUUGAGUGGCAGCUGUUGGCGGGUAAAUGUAAAUGUAAACAGUGAGCGGAGAGAGAUGGAGGAGCAGCAGCGGAGAUCAGCGGAAGAUUUACCCGGAGUACCGCCGUCUACUCCCGACACCGCCGGGGAACAUGCCCCGGUACCGGCCGGUAAACCCGGACCGGCAGAGCCGCGGCGGAGCAGACUGAAGAUCUUCAACAAGCUGAUGGAGAAGAGCCUCCAGAGACUCGUAGCAGACGCGGGUUUUAGUCGGUUUUGCCACUCCUUCCAUCCUCUAUGCAAGCAGAACCCACAGAUGGCUGAGGUUAUCCACAAACAGUUCAUUAGCGACCUGCAGAAGUCUAUACAGGAUGAAAUAAGCAACAUGAUAGAGGAGGGCAACCUGGAGGUAAAGCUGGAGAAUUUGGAUAAACUGGAAGAGUUGGCUAAAGGAACACCUGAGCCUACUUGGCGGCCGAGUGGCGUUCCUGAGCAGGAUGUGUGUAGUGUGCUGGUAUCGUAUCAUCAGGGGCAGGAGGAGUAUGUGCGCAGAGAGCUGAGGAAACUGCAGAAGGAGAAUGCGGUCCUGGCUGACCAAGUACUGGCUGGUCGACAGACUAUCGCACAAAGUGAACAGCGCAUUGCUGCAGCAGUGGAGGAGUGGAAGGCAUCUGUUGCUGACUUGGAAUCGUUUGUGUUGUCACUUUGUCCAUCUGAAAAUUUUGAUUCUCUUUAAUCUACUGUGGAUCAAAAUAUUUAAGUCUAGGGCUGUCCCAGUCCAGUUUUUUUGCACCCAACCUGAACUAAGUGUUCCACUGUAAAAUAGUUUCACUUUAGACUUUAAUCUUUUGUGUUAUUGUCCAGUAAGUUUGUAAAGAAUGUCUUUUAAAGGUCCCUACGAUGGCAGAUGAUUGGAAAGGUGCACAAAAAAAAAAGCACAGCAGUAAAAACAAAUAUUAGAUUUGGAUCUGGCUUAUAAUUGCCAAAAUUGAUCCUUUGAAACAUUCCUUAAUUGGAUCUACUAGAUUGGAUUGGGACACUCAUACUUUAAACCUCUGUUUUAUUAUAUUUUUUAAUCUUUUCUGUCAGUUGUGAUGUUGUAUUCAAUUAAAAAUGUUGUGUCACUAUA